Pteropus alecto (black flying fox) is the source of this 8525-nucleotide messenger RNA. It is a transcript of the gene WIZ, whose product is annotated as widely interspaced zinc finger motifs. Gene Ontology annotation, molecular function: RNA polymerase II cis-regulatory region sequence-specific DNA binding; DNA-binding transcription factor activity, RNA polymerase II-specific. Gene Ontology annotation, biological process: regulation of transcription by RNA polymerase II. The coding region runs from base 208 to 5859 and encodes 1883 amino acids. Gene Ontology annotation, cellular component: nucleus. NCBI's taxonomy places the organism in Eukaryota, Metazoa, Chordata, Mammalia, Chiroptera, Pteropodidae. The record is from RefSeq and is a predicted model, not a curated record. The transcript has 13 exons.
CUUGGGAGCCCCUAGGCCCCCGAGGGCAGCGCCUGCAGCCAGGCCUGGAGCCCCGGCCCCGCCCCGGUUGCCUGGGCCGGGCCUCCCCACCAUCUCCCCUGGGAGAGCGCCUCAUUCCUGCCCUUCACUUUCUGCCGUUACCUUGAAGACCUACAAUGCCUCACUGAGCCAGCCAGGAAGCUGAGUGGAGCCAAGCAGAGAGAAUCCAUGGAUGGACCCCUGGCAGGCGGCCUGGCCACCCCAGACCGUCCUCGAGGCCCAGAGAGACUGCCUGGCCCAGCACCAAGAGAGGACAUUGAAGGUGGGGCUGAGGCUGCAGAGGGUGAUGGUGGCAUCUUCCGGUCCACUCAUUACCUGCCUGUCACCAAGGAGGGCCCCCGAGACAUUCUGGAUGGCAGAGGUGGCAUUUCUGACGGGCAGCCCCAUCCCGGCCUCAGCGAAGCCCUCCCCCGUGCCACCUCCGCCACCCAUCGGAUCAGCAGCUGCUGCUGGGAUGGAGGCAGCCUGGACUUCCGGCCGGGUUCCCCACCACCCCAUCUCCUGGGCCACUUCCCUGGCCUCCCUGAUGGCCAGGGGUCCUGGGAGCAUCCCAUGGUCCAGGAGGCCGGGGAGGGCAUCCCAUCUGAGCGGAGGUUUAAGGACUCUGUCAUUGUGAGAACCAUGAAGCCCCAUGCUGAGCUCCAGGGCUCUAGAAGGUUCUUACACCACCAGGGUGAACCGAAGCUCUUGGAGAAGUCCCCCCGGGGCCACUCCAGAUUGGACUGGCUCCAAGAUACGGAUGAGCAGGCCCCAAUCCGGGACUCAGGGCUGCCCCUGGACCUGCCACCCCCACCACUGCCCUUCACCUCCUUCAGGACAGUGCUGGUGCCUGUGGAAGACACCAUGAAGACCUUUGAUGUGGCCAUGGUGGGCACUAGAGAACACCUGACGGACCUGGAAGGGCUAGCCCAGUCAUCCGCCGAGUGGGGCCUGCCACGGUCGGCCUCAGAGGUGGCCACGCAGACCUGGACAGUUAACUCAGAGGCAUCUGUGGAGCGGCUACAGCCAAUACUGCCUCCGGUCCAGACGGGGCCCUUCUUAUGUGAGUUGCUAGAGGAGGUGGCCGAGGUGGUGACCAGCCCAGAUGAGGAUGAGGAUGAGGACCCAGCUGUGUUCCCAUGCGUCGAGUGCAGCAUCUACUUCAAGCAGAAGGAGCACCUUCUGGAGCACAUGGGCCAGCACCGCCGAGCCCCAGGCCAGGAGCUCCCAGCCGACUUGGCCCCGCUGGCCUGUGGUGAAUGUGGCUGGGCAUUCGCUGACCCCAGUGACCUGGAGCAGCAUCGGCAGCUGCACCAGACCUCCCGGGAGAAGAUCCUUGAGGAAAUCCAGAAGCUGAAGCAGGUCCCAAGUGAUGAGGGCCGGGAGGCAAGGCUACAGUGCGCCAAGUGCAUCUUUGGCACCAGUUCCUCCAAGGCCUUCGUGCAGCAUGCCAAGCUGCAUGCACGCGAGCCACCAGGCCAGGCUGCCAAGGAGCCCUUUGGCGGUGGCAGCCCUGGCCCUGACACUACUGCCCUUGGUUAUCAGCCUUAUGGAGCUUCGUCAGGCCUCAGUGCCUGCAUUUUCUGUGGCUUCCCAGCACCCAGCGAGAGCCUGCUCAGGGAGCACGUGAGGCUUGUACAUGCUCGUCCCCACUGGGAGGAGGAUGGCGAGGCUUUCGAGGAGGACCCUGCCAGCCAGCCUGGCACCAGCCAGGAUGCAUAUGCCCGCUUCCCUGAAGCCACUGAGGACUACUUUGGCAAUGCUGAGCCACUCUUGGCCCCCUCAUGGCAGGAGAACCCUGCUGGAUACGACCCCAGUCUGGCCUUUGGCCCAGGCUGCCAGCAGCUGGACACAAGGGAUUUCCCACUGUCAAAGCCACUCCUGCGUGGCUUGGGCCAGAGGCCUCUGGGAAGGCCAGCCUUUCCCUCACCACUAGCAUCCACCCCCUAUUCCUUACAGCCCAGUAGAGGCAAAAAUAUUGUCCACCUGCAGGGGCUUCCAGCCCAACUAGGGGACCAGAGGCAUCCCUGGAGCGAAGAGGAAGAGGAAGACAUACAACUGGCCUCGGAAAUGGACUUUUCCCCCCAAAAUGGGAUCUUUCCACCCCCAGCUGUCCCUGGCCUCAUCCCAGAGCCAGCCCUGGAGCUGAAGCGGACUUUCCGAGAAGCCCUGCAGGCAGCCGAGGCCUCACCAGCGCAGCAGCAGCAGCUCCGUGAGAUGGUGCCAGUGGUUCUAGUGGCCAGGCUAGGGUCCCAGAUCCUGGCUACGGAAGCCAGGGCACCCCCAAGGUUGCAGCCAGAGGAGUUGGGGCUGGGGGCCACCCACCCCCUGGACUUCCUACUCUUGGAUGCACCACUGGGCAGCCCACUGGGGCUGGAUGCACUCCUGGAUGGGGACCCAGCGGUGGCGCUGAAGCACGAGGAGCGGAAAUGCCCCUACUGCCCCGAUCGCUUCCACAACGGCAUUGGCCUGGCCAACCAUGUACGCGGCCACCUGAACCGCGUGGGCGUCAGCUACAACGUGCGGCAUUUCAUCUCUGCCGAGGAGGUGAAGGCCAUCGAACGCAGGUUCUCCUUCCAGAAGAAGAAGAAAAAAGUGGCUAACUUCGACCCUGGCACCUUUAGCCUGAUGCGCUGUGACUUCUGCGGGGCUGGCUUUGACACGAGGGCUGGCCUCUCCAGCCAUGCCCGGGCCCAUCUGCGUGACUUUGGCAUCACCAACUGGGAGCUCACUGUGUCGCCCAUCAACAUCCUGCAGGAGCUGCUGGCCACCUCGGCUGCUGAGAGGCCCCCCAGCCCCCUUGGCCGUGAGCCUGGGGGACCACCUGGUGGCUAUCUGACCUCCCGCAGGCCCCGCUUACCUCUCACAGUGCCCUUCCUGCCCACCUGGGCUGAGGACCCUGGGCCAGCCUACGGAGAUGGCCUGAGUUCUGAGGAAAACGCCAUGGUGGCCAUGGACUUGGGCUCUCCCCAGCUCCCCAAGAAGAGUCUGCCUGUCCCCGGGCCCCUGGAGCAGGUGGCCAAUCGGCUGAGCAGCAAAGUAGCUGCAGAGGUUUCUCAUAGCAGCAAGCAAGAGCUGCCGGACCUCAAGGCCCAGAGCCUGACCACCUGCGAGGUCUGCGGUGCCUGCUUUGAGACACGCAAGGGCCUGUCCAGCCACGCACGGUCCCACCUGCGGCAGCUGGGUGUGGCUGAGUCCGAGAGCAGCGGUGCCCCCAUCGACCUUCUCUACGAGCUCGUGAAGCAGAAGGGCCUGCCCGACACACCCCUCGGGCUGCCCCCGGGCCUGACUAAGAAGUCCAGCUCGCCGAAGGAGGUGGUUGCUGGGGUUCCCCGGCAGGGCCUGCUCACUCUGGCCAAGCCCCUGGACGUCCCCGCUGUCAACAAGGCCAUCAAGUCACCUCCUGGCUUCUCAGCCAAGGGCCUGGCCCACCCACCCAGCUCCCCACUCCUCAAGAAGGCACCACUGGCCCUGACGGGCUCCCCUACCCCCAAGAAUCCUGAGGACAAGAGCCCCCAGCUGUCCCUGAGCCCCCGGCCAGCCUCCCCAAAGGCACAGUGGCCUCAGUCUGAGGACGAGGGGCCCCUGAACCUCACUUUAGAUAGUGACGGGGGCAGAGAGCUGGACUGCCAGCUGUGCGGUGCCUGGUUUGAGACCCGCAAGGGCCUGUCCAGCCACGCCCGCGCCCACCUGCGCCACCUGGGCGUCAGCGACCCGGAUGCCAAGGGAUCCCCCAUAGACGUGCUCCACGGGCUCAUCAGGAGGGUCGGCGUCCAGAAUCGCCUCCCACCCGGGCGCGGCGUGCUGGCCCAGCUGGGGCGGCCUCCUCCCGCCUCCGCGGCCCUCUCCUUGCUCCCCCCCCCACCGCCGGCCAAGAAGGCCAAGCUGAAGGCCGCGGGUACGGCCAGCCCCUGGGGGAAGCAGGACCUCUCGGCCGCCGGCAUUUUCUGGGCCUCUGAUGUGGAGCCGUCUCCUCUCAACCUCUCCUCAGGCCCAGAGCCAGCUCGCGAUAUCCGCUGUGAGUUCUGCGGCGAGUUCUUCGAGAACCGCAAGGGCCUGUCCAGCCAUGCACGCUCACACCUGAGGCAGAUGGGUGUGACUGAGUGGUACGUCAAUGGUUCACCCAUCGACACACUGCGGGAGAUCCUCAAGAGACGGACCCAGUCUCGGCCCGGUGGACCGCCUAACCCGCCCGGACCCAGCCCAAAAUCCCUGGCCAAGGUGGUGGGCAGCGGAGGUCCAGGCAGCUCUCUGGAAGCCCGCAGCCCUGCAGACCUUCACCUCUCGCCCCUGGCCAAGAAGUUGCCACCACCACCAGGCAGCCCCCUGGGCCACUCACCGACUGCCUCUCCUCCUCCCACGGCCCGAAAGAUGUUCCCGGGCCUGGCUGCACCCUCCCUAACCAAGAAGCUGAAGCCUGAACAAAUGCGGGUGGAGAUCAAGCGUGAGAUGCUGCCAGGGGCCCUUCAUGGGGAGCCACACCUGUCCGAAGGUCCCUGGGCAGCGCCGCGGGAAGACAUGACUCCCCUGAACCUGUCAUCCCGGGCAGAGCCAGUGCGUGACAUUCGCUGUGAGUUCUGUGGUGAGUUCUUUGAGAACCGCAAGGGCCUGUCCAGCCACGCACGCUCCCACUUGAGACAGAUGGGUGUGACUGAGUGGUCUGUCAAUGGCUCACCCAUCGACACACUGCGAGAGAUCCUUAAGAAGAAGUCCAAGCCAUGCCUCAUCAAGAAGGAGCCGCCAGCCGGAGACCUGGCCCCUGCUUUGGCUGAGGAUGGGCCCCCCACAUCAGCUCCUGGGCCUGUGCAGCCCCUCUUGCCGCUGGCGCCCAUGGCUGGCCGGCCGGGCAAACCAGGAGCUGGGCCAGCCCAGGUACCCCGCGAUCUCAGCCUCGCACCCAUCACCGGUGCCAAGCCCUCAGCCACCAGCUACCUGGGCUCAGUGGCAGCCAAGCGGCCCCUGCAGGAGGACCGCCUCCUCCCUGCAGAGGUCAAGGCCAAGACCUACAUCCAGACUGAACUGCCCUUCAAGGCAAAGACCCUCCACGAGAAGACCUCCCACUCCUCCACCGAGGCCUGCUGUGAGCUGUGUGGCCUUUACUUCGAAAACCGCAAGGCCCUGGCCAGCCACGCGCGGGCGCACCUGCGGCAGUUCGGCGUGACUGAGUGGUGUGUGAACGGCUCACCCAUUGAGACGCUGAGCGAGUGGAUCAAGCACCGGCCCCAGAAGGUGGGCGCCUACCGCAGCUACAUCCAGGGCGGCCGCCCCUUCACCAAGAAGUUCCGUAGUGCUGGCCAUGGCCGUGACAGCGACAAGCGGCCACCCCUAGGGCUGGCACCCGGGGGCUUGGCUGUGGUGGGCCGCAGUGCUGGGGGUGAGCCAGGGCCGGAGGCUGGCCGGGCAGCUGACAGUGGUGAGCGGCCUCUAGCAGCCAGCCCACCAGGCACUGUGAAGGCUGAGGAGCACCAGCGGCAGAACAUCAACAAAUUUGAGCGCCGACAAGCUCGCCCUGCAGAUGCCUCUGCAGCCAGGGGAGGUGAGGAGAUCAAUGACAUGCAGCAGAAGCUGGAGGAGGUGCGGCAGCCCCCUCCCCGAGUCCGACCGGUCCCCUCCCUGGUGCCCCGGCCUCCCCAGACGUCACUGGUCAAGUUCGUCGGCAACAUCUACACCCUCAAGUGCAGGUUCUGUGAGGUGGAAUUCCAGGGGCCCCUCUCCAUCCAAGAGGAAUGGGUGCGGCACUUACAGCGGCACAUCCUGGAGAUGAAUUUCUCCAAAGCGGACCCCCCGCCCGAGGAUCCCCAGGCCCCACCAUCACAGACAGCAGCGGCAGAGGCGCCCUAACACAAAAGCAUUCCAGAUCCCUCUUGUGCCACCUCUGUCAACUCCUCGGUCUCCUCCUCCUUCUCCCUCUUUCUUUUCCGUUCCCAAAGGAGCAAGCCAAAACCUCAAACCGGCACCCUCAGGGGCCGGGCACACUACAGCCGGAGCACCCUUCCUUCAGCCUGAGGACUCUGGGGCCACACCCAGGGCAUCUUCCUUCAGCCCACGCCCACCUAGUGUGGGCAGCAGCCAGGUCCCUGGUGGCAGGAGAUCUUGUCACAGGGGAGGAAUGCCAGCACUCCCCUGAGUCUAGCAGCCAGGUGGGGCUCUGUUUGCCAUCCGUGGCCAUUUGCAAAGACCCCAAAGACCCCCUGUCCUUCUUGCCCUCGUUAAUAUCUUCUCACACGCACGCACACGCGAACACACACACACACGCAUGCACGCACACACGCACCUCGUGAGAACCCGGGAUCUGCCCCAGCCCCCCAGUUCCCGAGUCAACAACCACGUCAUGCCACGGUGCUUGCUCAGGGGAAGGCACGCUCCCUCUGCUGGCCCACCGGGGCUUGGGAGCCUCCACUGAGCCCACAAUGCCACGGAAAUCCUUGUUGGCCACGCUCCCCCAGAGGGGCCUUCCUAGCUGGGAAGAGCUCAGAGCUGACAGCUGCCUCCUGCCAUGUCCAGGCCCCCCAGAGCCUCAGGGGCUCCGGGCCCUGGAGGGGUGGGGGUGGGACUCUCCUUCCCCACCUCCACCCCCCUCUCUCUUUUCACUGUUCCUUUCUAUGUAUAGCUCCCUAGACCUUUCACUUUUUUAAAAACGCGUUUUGUGUAGAGAAUAAGGAACGUGGAUCUUUUUAUUUUGCAAUCCUGGGCCAGCUAGAAACCGGGAGCUGAUCAAUCUUUUAACUUUUUUCAGUGGCCACAUUUUGGUUAUCAAUGUACCUAGAAGUAUGUAAAUUAGAUUAAAUUUCUCUUCUGGAAACACCCCGGGGCAGGCGGCCAGCGUGUGUUUUUCUGUAGAGUGGACAGGCUGGCAUCGGCUGGCAGCUAAGACUGGGAUCAAGUAGUCUCCUUCACCCAGAGCCCCCAGAAGCCCUGGGUUUUCCCACUGGCCACCAAGCCAACCAGACUCAGCUGCAGAUGAGCCCAAGUUCCCAGCUGUUGACCCUCAGUGACAUGUUUAGGGGCUCUGGCCAGUUGGUGAAGUGGCUCCUGUGAGCAGAGGAGCUGAUCCAGGAAGGAAGUCAGGAUGGAGAAGCGACAGGCUGAAGGGCUCUCUGAGGCAGGAGCUGUCCAGCGACAGUGUAGGGGACCUGCUGGGGGAGGGAGGAGUACAAAGCUGCUGGGAGCCUUCAGAGAGCUGGGACUGGCCUGCCCUCAAGACAUGUGACUUGUCGGGAGUUACAUGCUCCCUGAACCCCAGUAACAUGAGGGGGAAAAGGGAGCUGCUGGCUCCUCUGCAAUGUUAUUUAUUUUCUCGCUCUGCAAAUGUUUAUUGAACAUUUCUGAGAUUUUAAGAGAUUUUGUUGGCUGCUCCUUGUUUAUUGCAUGUGGUUUUUCAGCUAAUUGUUUUCACUUAAACAGCCAAGGGCUGGAAAGUGGGAAUGACCUCAUGAGGUUUAGACAGAAGAGACCUCUCCAGCCCCAAAUCCUGUUACCCUGGCCCCCACUGUGCACCCACCUGGGAAGGAGGGGCCAAGAAGCUGUGACAACAUGCCCACAGGAGUGGUCUUGGUCUGCACACUUGGCUUUUAUGCUUGUGGGAGGUCAGGGCACAUAAUUUGCCUGGUGAAGUAAGGCCUCAACCAGUGCUGUCAUUCCUACAUUGUGGGUGGGCAUGUCUGAGACUUUGAAAGCAGCAAGAUUAUCUCUUGAGAUGAGAGCUGACCCAAAGGCACUUCAUUCUGCUUUUUACACAUUAGUGAAAAAAAGUAUAAAAGUGAUGAUAAGCUGGAUGUAUAAAAAGUUCAGAUGAUGCAAGAACUUAUAAAGUAACAUGGGAAGCCCCUCAAUCAUGUAAUGAUAGCUGUGUGAGUCCUUGAAAGGGUCACAUACAGUUCUUACUACAGAGGAGUCUUUUCCUAAAACUUCUGGACAUGCCCCUUCUUAAGCUGUUCUGUUCAGAGGCAAAGGGUUAGAUGUUAAAAUCAUCAAAGGGUAAAAAUGAUGGCUGUGUUAUGUGCCAUGAAGGAAGCUCCCCAGGAGAAGUUCCAGGGGACUGCUUUAAUUUGGAAGACAGGCAGGUGUCCCUGAAGGUGAUACAAAUGAGCCCCAAAGCUGAAGUGCACAUCAAUCGGUUUUAUGUGCUUCAUAUAUGGAGUUUGUCAAUGCAUCAUAAACCUUGUCCCAUGUGGCAGCAAGUUCUGCAGAAACCCCAUUUUGCAGAGAGGAGUUGUUUUGCUAACAUUUUAUUGUGGAGAAUUCCAACCCUACAAAAGAAUAGUACAAUGAAUGCUCAGCUACUCAUCAAUUAUUAACUCAUUACUAAUCUCUUCAGUUAUUUCAGCUAUAACCCCUUCACACUCCCCCUUCCCCAUCUGAAUUAUGGUGAAGCACGUUUUGGUCGUCAGAUCAAUUACUCUAUUUCUGUAGGUCAUUAUUACACCUAAAGAAAUUGAUGCUUCUCUAAUAAAAAACCAGCAAACGGCAUACUUUAACAAACUUAAGUAAAGCAGAAAAAAAGUGAA